UAUAUCAAAAAAUAUAAAAUUCAACCAAAAUGAGUGCUACAAAAUCCGGAGAAAAUGUUGACACUGCAACGGCGGCGCCACCGCCACCUCCCACAGCCGCAGGCAGACCACCCACCUCGCAGCUCUUCUCGCGCGGCAAUUUGGUUAGCAGUCGCAAUGCUGGCGAUAAGACAGCGCUGGCCAGGCCGUCGACAGCGGUGCGUGCCGUGGGCUACGCAGCCAGCGCCAGCGGCUCGGCGGGUCAGCGUUUCGAUCAAUUCUUCUUGGAGAAGGUCAAGCAGCAGACGCUGUCCUCAGCCAACGCAGCCGUCGAUGCGGCCAAGGAGGUCAAUCCGCAGAUCAAGUACAAGAAUAUGGAGGUAAAAAUUGUUAAGCUAUUGGAAUCGUCCAUUGUGCUGGCAGCGCAGAGCUCAGCGAUUCGUGCAAGUGGCUCCAGCAACGCGGAAGUGAAGUCUGCGCUAGCCGAGGCGCUGAACAAGGCCAAGGAUGCCUCUUCGCUGGAUCGCAUAUUGCAUCACGAGCAGGACAAGCAGGGCGAGAAUGUUUUCCACAACUUUGAUUUGACAUAUGCGCAAUACGAGCACAACGAGAUGCACAUCGAGGCCUUGAACACCUACAAUAUCAUGACCAAGAACAAAAUGUUUCCGCAUGUGAACCAGCUGAAGCUGAACAUGGGCAACAUCUACUUCAAGAUGGGCAUGCACAAGAAGGCCAUCAAGAUGUAUCGCAUGGCACUGGAUUCGGUGCCGAACACGCUGAAGCAGCUGCGGCUGAAGAUCACCGAGAACAUCGGCGUGCUCUUUAUACGAAUGGGCCAGUAUGCGGAUGCGGCAUCCAGUUUCGAGUUCAUCAUGUCCGAACGCGCGGAUAUUCGCAGUGGCAUUCACUUGCUGCUCUGCUACUAUGCCAUGGGCGAUGUCGACAAAAUCAAGAGCACCUUUCGCAGCCUCUGCGACGUGCAGCCCGUUGAAACGGAGCGCGACUUGGACAACGAGAAUAAUAUAAUGCGUCUGCAGCAGCAGGCAGAACAGGCGGGACAAGCGGGCGCCGCUGGCGACAAUCAUAGCGGCGCUGAGGUGGCCAUCAUCGAUGCAGAGGCCGGCAGCUCCUACGAGCUGCUCAACGCUCCGAAGAGCUCAGCGAAUGCCAAAAAUCGCUACGUGCUGCAGGCCCUCAAAACGGAUGAGCUGGCCACUUAUACGAAGCAGCGGCGCAAUACAGAGAAGCGUUCAGUUACCAUGAUUGUCGAUCUGAUCUCGCCGCUAAUCGAGGAGAAUUACAAUGAUGGUUACAACUGGUGCAUUGAGGUCAUCCGAACAUCAAAUCUGUCGUGGCUGGCCAACGAGCUGGAGCUGAACAAGGCGCUGGUCUACUUGCGCCAGAACGACGUCAACCAGGCCAUUGAGACGCUGCAGAUGUACGAUCGCAAGAGCGAGAGCUCCAUGACGGCCAGCGCGCUAACGAAUCUGAGCUUUAUCUAUAUUAAUAUGGCGACGCACUGCCUCAAUCAGCUGCAGGAGCUGGGCGCGCUGCAGACAAGUGCACUGGCCCUGGUCAAUGCCGGCAUUGUCGAUAUGCUCAAUCAGAAUCUGAGCUCGGCUGGCGAGCGCUUGCAGCGCGCCCUGCAAUUGGAUCCGACGAGCUUCGAGGCCAACUACAAUUUGGGCUUGCUGGCGCUGAAGCAGCAGGACUUUGAGCUGGCCGAGGAGCAGUUUGAGCUGCUGAAGGCUCAGCUCAUGCAGCCGCAUUCCGUGCAGCACAGUCAUGUCUAUUACCAGCUGGCCAAGCUGCAGGAGCGACGGCUGAGCAGCGCCUCGUCGGGGGGCUUCAAGUCGAGCAGCUCGCCAGGUGCCCUGCAGGCCUACCUCCAGGUGCUGGGCAUCUCGGCGACGGAUGUCGAUUCGCGUCUGUUCGAGAAGGUCGGCAGCAUGUAUGAGCAGCGACAGGAUCACCAGGAGGCCAAUCAGUACUACAACGAGGCGUACCGCAUCAACAUGAGCGACAUCAACAUAGCCAGCUCCAUUGGCUCCUACUACAUCAAGCUGCAGGCCACGGAAAAGGCGCUCUAUUACUAUGAGCGUGCGGUGCUCGCCGAUCCCAAUGAUCCGAACCUAAUGCUGCGCAUUGCCAGCUGCUUUCGCAAUUCGUAUCUGCCGCCCAAGCAAUAUCUGGGCAUGUUCGAGAAGAUCUAUGCCCGCUUUCCCGACAAUCUCACCUGUGUGCGGGCGCUGAUGCAGGUGACCAAGUCACUGGGUAUGUCCGAGCUGCACGAGCGCUAUAGCCAGGACUACGCCAGGCUGCACAAGCAGCAGCAGGAGCGCCAAAACGAACAGCGUUACCAACAGCAGCGUCUCUCCUCGGCCACCUCCAGUCGAGGCAGCAGGAGCAGCAACCUAAAGACAUUGCGACCUUCGAAUGAGGAACGUUUGCAGGAGAAUAGCGACAUCUCCGCUUCGCUCGUGUCCAGCUCAUCAGGUGGCUACAGUGCUGAACAGUUCCAUGUGGAUCCGUUGGGCCCGCCUGCCGAACGUCCUCGCACUGGCAUGUAUCGCGCACAGCAGAGCAACGACUCGGACGAUGAUGCAGAAAUGAACGCGGACAGUUUGUUGCCCAUUUAG
Messenger RNA from Drosophila hydei, 2618 nucleotides. Its product is annotated as intraflagellar transport protein 88 homolog. Lineage: Eukaryota; Metazoa; Arthropoda; Insecta; Diptera; Drosophilidae. The transcript is spliced from 8 exons. Gene Ontology annotation, biological process: intraciliary transport; non-motile cilium assembly. Gene Ontology annotation, cellular component: non-motile cilium; centriole; ciliary basal body. Gene Ontology annotation, molecular function: kinesin binding. The record is from RefSeq and is a predicted model, not a curated record. The coding region runs from base 30 to 2618 and encodes 862 amino acids.